GAAGUUAGUGAUUGGGCUUCCCUAAAAUGCUUGACUGUACUUUUUGUGCACAUCAUUUGUGGAUUGUAUUCUCUAAUACAAUGUUUGUUGAGGAUUUAUCAAAAUAUUACCUGUGAAUUUGGAUUACGCUAAAUUGGAGUACAUAGUACGAAGGAUUAUAUGCAACUUUGUAAAAACCAGACACUUUCCAAAUGGUUGUUAAGCAGCAGGUUCAGUCUCCAGAGCAGUCUGAAUCGGGUCAGCCAGCAUUGUCCAGCUUUAUAGUUCCACCUGACUUAACAAGAGAAAACAUGUGGCAUCGUCCCUAUAACGUGGCACCACAAAACAACUUUUCUGCUCCUGAACAACAACAGCACGUUUCAUGGAACGCUCUAUCGUCAUGUCGUAUUGAGUGGUUUAAUGAUAGGAAUCCGCCACCCCCUCCUCAACAUGGAGUCAAGCACCCAAAAAAGAAACCUACAUCUAGUGCAGAAGAAAUUGGAUUUUAUCAUCGACAUCCCGCAAAGCGUGCUUGGAAUGAUGGCGGACAACGUAACUGGACUCCAAUACAAAAUAAUGACCAGAAUGAUGAAAAUGAUUCUACUUCAGGGUUGCUAACAUUAAGCAAUGGUGUUGAUUCUUUAAAUCUCGGUGUUGCUGAUCACAGCGACGUUGCAUCUCAUCGACAUUCAUUUAAUUUACAUCAACCUGGCAGCAAAAAUCCGUUCGCUGAUAUACUAGAAGGACAACGAAGAAAAGAGGAAGGGUGCCGAGAGUGUCACAGACUUCAGUCUUCUUCUUCAUCUCAUCAUCAUUUUCAUUCUCAUCAUCACAAUAGCACGAGCAAUCAUCACCACCCAUUACAAAUGGCACAAGGAGGUACGGGACAGGAAGCACAAGGAAACUUGUAUGACCAACAACAACAGCAACAGGAACAGAUGUCCAGGAUUCCCAUGUCAUUUCGUGAUUCAUCCAACGCUCCCAUGAGAAAACUCUCAGUCGAUUUGAUCAAGACAUAUAAGCACAUUAAUGAGGUAUACUAUGCAAAAAAGAAGAAACGAGCACAACAAGCAGCUGCAGCAGCGGCAGCGGCUGUAGACAACAGAUCUAGAGAACCAAGAGUUUAUAAUGAAGGAUAUGAUGAUGAUAAUUACGAUUACAUCAUCAAAAAUGGUGAAAAAUGGAACGAUAGAUAUGAAAUUGAUUCUUUGAUUGGAAAAGGUUCAUUUGGUCAGGUGGCAAAAGCAUACGACCAUGAAGAACAAGAAUGUGUCGCGAUCAAAAUUAUUAAAAAUAAAAAAGCAUUUUAUAAGCAAGCACUUAUUGAAGUGAGGUUGCUUGAACUCAUGAAUCGAUACGACUCUGAAAAUAAAUAUUAUAUUGUCCGAUUAAAACGGCAUUUUCAAUUCCGAAAUCAUCUAUGUCUCGUCUUUGAAUUGUUAUCAUAUAACUUGUACGACUUAUUACGAAACACAAAUUUUCGAGGAGUUUCGCUGAAUUUAACAAGAAAAUUUGCACAGCAGCUCUGCACGGCUCUGUUAUUUUUGUCGACUCCCGAAAUCAAUAUAAUUCACUGCGAUUUAAAACCGGAAAAUAUUCUCUUAUGUAAUCCAAAACGAAGUGCCAUAAAAAUAGUCGACUUUGGAAGUUCUUGUCGACUUGGCGAAAGGAUAUACCAAUAUAUUCAAUCAAGAUUCUAUCGAUCACCAGAAGUUUUGCUGGGCAUUCCAUACGACAUGGCGAUAGAUAUGUGGUCUCUCGGUUGUAUUUUAGUUGAAAUGCACACGGGAGAACCAUUGUUUGCUGGUUCUAAUGAGGAGGAUCAAAUGAACAAAAUAAUAGAAGUUUUAGGAAUGCCACCUGCACAUAUGCUUGAAAAUGGUUCGCAACAAAAAGUCCGAAAAAUAUUUGAAAGAUUACCAGACGGUACAUGGAGAGUACGAAGACAUAAAGACAAAAAAUAUCGAGAACCAGGGUCACGUAAACUGCAUGAUGUCUUGGGUGUUGAGACUGGCGGCCCAGGCGGCAGAAGGUUGGGAGAAGCAGGUCACACAGAGCAAGAUUAUUUGAAAUUUAAAGAUUUAAUCCAUCGCAUGCUUGCCUUCGAUCCGAAAGAGCGAUUGACCCCGUUCUUUUCUCUCCAACAUAGUUUUUUUAAGAAAACCGCAGACGGUUCAACAAAUACAAGCACGAGUCCCGCACAAGAUUUGAGCAGCUCCUCCGCAGGAAGCAGUUCCUCAGGAGGUCGCGCUAGAUCUGACCCUGGCGUACAACAGGCUACAUACUCAACUACUGCGGAAGUUUACACAGCGGAUGCACCUGUGACAUAUGCAUCACCAGCUGGCUAUGGAACUGCUACCUAUAUGUCUCCGUCCACAACACAAGUUGCAGGCAAAGUUGGGUUGUCAACAAAUGUCAAGUCACCGUCAUCAAGUGGAGGAGGUUUUUCAUCUAUUCACCCCAUGACUGAGUCUGCAUCACCUCGACAUACUAACAGAGGAAGUAGUUUGCAACAGCAACAGACAUUGAUUACAAAUGCAGCACCGAUUCUUGAUGCAAUACCACAUCAAUUAUUAACGACUGGCGUGUUUCCACCUGGCCAACAGUAUUCGACUGGUGGUGUUUUGGGACCCUUGGGCAGCAUCACCCACCAGCCUGGAUUUGGGGGAAUAAAUCCUCCCAGUUUUGCUGUUAACCAAUAUGGGGGCGAUUCACCCCCACCUGAAAGUAUGUCUCCUUAUUAUCAAGGGGGUUCUGGUGACAUGCCCCCACUGGGUGUGGCCUUGCAACAGCAUCCAUCUUUACCCCCAUAUCAAAUGCUUGGAAUGCAAGCGUCUGGUCUUGCAAUGGGUUACGUUGGACAAGGAACUGGUAUGAUGGGUGCUAAUCUGGGUGGAGUUGGACACCCACCCAUGGGGCCAUACCAUUCACAUCAUUCUAGUACAAGCAGAUCGCACUCUCAGCAGGACUCGCCUAUGACGGGAGUGCAAAUGCAACAAUCACCAGUGCCAUCUUCGUGACAGAUCGCAAGAUAAUGGCGUGAAUGAGCGCCUUUUUCUAAAAAAUGUCGCAAGCGAGCAUAUCACUGGUUUACCAGUUGCUGAGUUGAGGAAGCUGUAGUCCUUCCAGUUGGACUGGACAAGUAACGUUUGCCAACAUGAUCUUGCCAGAGUGCCAAACACAUGGUGAUGAGAGACCUCAUACCUGCGAUGCAGGCAACAAUGAAGGCUUAAGACUGGUUUGGUCCGAGUGUGGACAAUAAAAAAGUUCUGUCAUGAAAAUGGCAUGACCUUGGUGUUCUAAGCUUUAUUGUUAUUAAUAGUGCGAGUGCGGGUUUUAGCACAGUUUGUGAGAUGCUUUUAACUUUACAUUUCAAAAUUGAGUGUGGUAUCAUACUCUCUAAGUUUUAACAUUAUUUGCUCAUAAAUGUUGGUAUUUUUGACUGUUUACUUGAGGUUUUUGGAAGAUGUAAGUAAAAAAAUUGUAUAGUUGCUGCAAGCAGUUUGAUGAUCUUAUCCUGAUAAGGGUAUUGAAUUCUGUUUAAUUACAAUUCUUUCUCAAACUGAAGAAGCAACUGUGUUUGUCUAAAAUCCGGUAAAAUCAUAUAAAUAAAAAAGCCAAUGCUAGACAAAUUUGAUACUUUUCAUCUUGUUUAUUAUGAUACAUAUCGAUAAAGUGAAAUUUUUUCCAAAUCUUGGGGUGCUGAUUAGUCACGUGAAAGGAAAGAUAAUAUGCUCAGUUAUAGCUUUGAACGGAGUUAAAAAACUAGAACAUUGCAAUGUUUGAUAACUUGAUUGGUGCUUUUAUUAGAGCUGUUUUCUGGCUCUUGUUUUGUUUGUGUUUUCUCACCAAUUGUUUAUUAUCCAACAUCUUGGGAUAUGUCUUGUCUCAAGACUGUUUUGUGAUAAAUUUUUGGCUUAUUGGUCUAUUUCUCUUCAUUAUUUAUUUCAUUUUUAUUUCUAUUCGAGUAUCUGCGCUUGUCACAAUAUGUGGCACUUGAUAUAUUCUACAAAGGCGGGUAUGUCCAGCAUAUGAAUUUUCCUUGCAGCUCAUCUACAAAAAAUAACACAAAAGAUUGGCACCUGAUCUUCACACUAUUUAGUGUAUUAAUGCUGAACCAGGCAAAUAUUUUCUUUCGGGUCAGUGUUCACUUUCAAUAUUUCAGUUCACACAACCGUUUCAUCUUGAAAAUGCGUUCUUGUUACCUAACCGUUAUUGAUGGGAUGUGUUUGAAUACAAUAUGUCCUUGAUGCA
Molecule: messenger RNA, 4233 nt
Organism: Styela clava
Lineage: Eukaryota; Metazoa; Chordata; Ascidiacea; Stolidobranchia; Styelidae
Product: dual specificity tyrosine-phosphorylation-regulated kinase 1B-like
Biological process (GO): protein autophosphorylation; peptidyl-threonine phosphorylation; peptidyl-serine phosphorylation
Molecular function (GO): protein serine/threonine kinase activity; protein serine/threonine/tyrosine kinase activity; ATP binding
Source: RefSeq, a predicted model, not a curated record